AUGUCACCCCCAUCUGGCUGUGGUGUGUGCGGCAAGGAAGAUGAAGUUCUCCGCUGCUCUGGCUGCAGAGUGAUGAUGUACUGUGGUGUCGAACACCAGACCACUCACCGCCAAGAGCAUAAGUCUGCUUGCAGCGCCAUCAGAAAAUGUCGUGUUGCUAUGGAGAAGGAAGAACAGGCCUUACGGGCUCUUCCAGAUAAUCCCUACACCUAUGGCGUCGGUAACUUCUGGAAGAUCUUCGAGACACGUCCUUACAUGCAAUCCCGCGUUGCCCUGUGCAAUGCCAUGAGCAAUAUUCCGAAUGCCGAAUCACUUGGAGCACAACUCGACCUAUUGAUGGAAAACCUGCGACUCUGCCGAACUGAUAAUAUGGGCUCGCGAGACGUCAUUCCCGGCCUGAUGGACCAGGAGUGCUACGACUUUUUGAAGUGGUGGGCUACGACCGGCCAGGAUCCCAAUUAUGAUUGGGGUAACACCACUCUGCCGUACCUCGAUAUCAGGAACGCCAAUCCACUCGAGCCAGUCGAUAUGUUCCGUGGCAAGUCGUUUGAUCUUCCCCAUAUCGUUUCUGUGACUCUGGUGAAGAUCAAAGUGCUUCAAGUGAUCCUCACAAGCAUGAAACCUACCGAUGAAGGUGUUGCCCACAUGUUGGGACUCAGAAAGAAACCUUCGACUAUCGCCAAAAAUCCCAAUAUCGCCAACUGUGAGGACAGAUCGCUCACAGGUGUGAAGCUCAGGGCUCAGAUUCGCGCUUUGUACGAGGACGUCCAUAAAAUAAACCCCCACUUUUGGCCGGCUCUUGUGGACCCGGGUGAACACUUGGAGGCCAAAACUACGAUGUUUUCGAUUGGGAGUGUGGAAGAGAUGCGAAUGAUCCUGAAUCUGACUUAUGAAGCAUGGCAAGAUGCUCCUGGGGCCAUUGCUGUUAUUCAGAUGGCCAUGGAGGAUAAACUUUGA
Messenger RNA from Penicillium crustosum, 957 nucleotides. Its product is annotated as zinc finger MYND domain-containing protein. The transcript is spliced from 2 exons. Bases 1 to 957 code for a protein of 318 amino acids. NCBI's taxonomy places the organism in Eukaryota, Fungi, Ascomycota, Eurotiomycetes, Eurotiales, Aspergillaceae. The record is from RefSeq and is a predicted model, not a curated record.